Molecule: messenger RNA, 927 nt
Organism: Drosophila arizonae
Lineage: Eukaryota; Metazoa; Arthropoda; Insecta; Diptera; Drosophilidae
Source: RefSeq, a predicted model, not a curated record
UUUGUUACCGAAUAAGUUGUCUGGCUGACAGGAAAUAUUUCAUAAUUGAAAAGUAAAUUUAAAGUAUUCUUUGCAUUCAAAUAUAGUAGAUAGAUARACCAUCUCAAAUUCAACGGAAUAGGCAACCCCUCAAUUAAGCAUGUUUUGAUUUUAGGAUCUUUUACUUUUGUAACACAAAAAGCACAACUGAGAAUUUAUAUUGAAUAGAACACAAAACGCGGCCCUCACAAUGCAUCAGGUUUGGACACGCGCUGAGCUAUCCACCGUCGCUAAGGAAACCCACGAAAUAUUUCCAAAGGACUUGCCACAGCCCCGACAAACCUCAUUUGUGCCAUCCUACGAGAAGGAGCCGCCGGCGAUGAGCCUGUUGUUGGGYUGGGAAUAUGGUCGGCUGUGGUUGAAGGAGCACAAGCAGUCAAUCGAAAAGGAGACGUCCAAGCAAAAGCCCUACUUCGUUGAAUCUGACUUCAGCUGGUGGGUGAGCAAGCGCACCGUGGUCCUAGAUCGCCGCCAGAUCUUCACCAAGAAAAAGCAGAAUCCUCACGUCAAGAACUGCAACCUGACGGCAUUCGCUCUUUCGAAAAUCAAUCGGCUCAAGUACAAGGAGGAAGAAGCGGCUGCCAAUGGGGCUAAGGCCUCCAAGAGCCCCGACGCUGCAAAGGCAGCCCGCCCUCCCGACGGGCAGCCGGCACCGUCUGCCGACGCUGAAAAGGCGAAGAUAUGCAACUGCAAGGACUGCAAGCAACGGCGCACUGGAGGCCAGGCGACUAAAAGGACAGACCAUAAUCACGAGGAUCGCAGGUCCACAUCAAUCCCUUGGUAUUGAAAUUAAUCACGUAAUUUAAUACAAUCGCCUGAAACGCCCAAGAGGUUUCUAAUAUUCUCUAACUUAGAUACGAGUCAUUGAAAUAAUUUUUUAAAAGAGUU